UAACUUAAACCAUUCUUUAUUGUUUUGUUAUAGAGAGCAGCUUAUGCUGUCAGAGAAGCCUGCUAGUCCCAAGUUCAUAGUCACUUUGGAUGGAGUCCCCAGCCCUCCUGGGUACUUAUCCGAUCAAGAGGAGGAAGAACUGAAUCUUAUGGAGGGAGUUAGGCCUAUUCCAUCCAAACCUACAGGCAGCAAGGGAUUAAGAAACCUUCGCACACAACAGAUGCACAUUAUAUCCAGACAGCUGGACAGCACAGAUGUAGAGAUGGAAGAAAUAGGCAUCUUACAGAAGAUGGAGAAAGUACCCGAGCGCUGCAAAUACUGGCCUGCCUGCAAAAAUGGAGAUGAAUGUGCCUUCCAUCAUCCUACACUUCCAUGCAAUUGUUACUACUCAUAUGUAAUUGAUAGUUGUGGAAAGGAGCCUAGAGCUGUGCCAGGGUCUCGAAAUUUAAAAGAAGAGAUAAAGAUUUCCCACUCUGACUCCCCUGCAUUGUGGGAAGAGUUCAG
Protobothrops mucrosquamatus (brown spotted pit viper) is the source of this 504-nucleotide messenger RNA. Its product is annotated as zinc finger CCCH domain-containing protein 14-like. The record is from RefSeq and is a predicted model, not a curated record. Gene Ontology annotation, molecular function: metal ion binding. NCBI's taxonomy places the organism in Eukaryota, Metazoa, Chordata, Lepidosauria, Squamata, Viperidae. The annotation marks the transcript as partial. The transcript has 3 exons.